AUGUCAGUGUUCCAUAGGAAGCAUUCUAAUUCUAAUUCCAAAAAUCAGCCCGUCUUGCUUUCUUCGGAACGUCCAAAUAAUAGUAUCACUGAAUCCUUGCCAGAAGAAGUGCCAGAUCGUGUCGAAGAGAUUAAAGACGAAGUUGUUGAAAUGACUAAAGGUGAUCGUAAAAUUCCCCAUAGGACCAUUGACCAUUUCAGGUCUUAUCCAUUGGUGCAACAAACCCGUUCCUUCGUGCAUCAACUUCCAAUUGCAAGAGUUGUUAUUGCAAACACUAAACCUGUCGUUAAACAGGUUUUAGAAUCCAAGCCUUUACAAUUAGCUUUACCAGUUACCAAUUUCUUCGAUAACGUUGCUAACUCAAGUUUGAACUUGACUGAAAAGGUUGUACCUUCUAUCAAGACCAAGACUUAUGGUACUCUGAGAGAUGAAGCCAUGUAUCCUUGCAAUAUUACUGUUGAUUAUGGUAAGAAAGCUAAGGAUAGGGCCGUCUUAGUUGUUGAUGAGAACGUCUAUAAGCCAAGCCAUAAUCAAGUGAUGAAAUUUAGGAAAUACUACAAUGAGAAAUUUUAUGACACAAAGGGUAGACCAUUGGUUAGAAGUUCAUUGGAUCCAGUUACGGGCCCCAUUAACAACGUUUUUGAAAAGAUGACAGUUAAAUAUUUCCCAGAAGGCGAAACAGUUCCAAAAGAGGGUUAUUCUUGUGAAAUCAAUAGAAGUGCAGCUUUGGCUCAUAACCUAGUUCACAGAUCGUACCCAGUGGUUCGGAACAACGUCUUUUACGUUACAAUGAUUCCAUGUAACUACGCUCUUUACAUCAACCAAGUCUUCAAUGAGUCCUUAGAUAAACAACCUAAUUUGAACGCAAAACACUGCUGGGAUGCUACCAAGAUGGCGCUAGGUAGAAUUAGGAAAGAAACUAUUGAUUCGAUCAAGGAAAGAACUCCAUGGCAAAACAAGCGUGCUAUGAAGAAACCACAAGGAUUUAAACCAAAUCAAGAUCCAGUGGAAGAUUUUCAAGAAAGAAUUAGAGAAGUCGAGAAUCAAUUACAGGAGAAAGUAGCCGCUUAG
Torulaspora delbrueckii is the source of this 1071-nucleotide messenger RNA. RefSeq names its product Sps4p (gene SPS4). The transcript has a single exon. The record is from RefSeq and is a predicted model, not a curated record. Bases 1 to 1071 code for a protein of 356 amino acids. NCBI's taxonomy places the organism in Eukaryota, Fungi, Ascomycota, Saccharomycetes, Saccharomycetales, Saccharomycetaceae.